Gastrolobium bilobum is the source of this 531-nucleotide messenger RNA. RefSeq names its product early nodulin-like protein 4. The record is from RefSeq and is a predicted model, not a curated record. The transcript is spliced from 3 exons. NCBI's taxonomy places the organism in Eukaryota, Viridiplantae, Streptophyta, Magnoliopsida, Fabales, Fabaceae. Gene Ontology annotation, molecular function: electron transfer activity. Gene Ontology annotation, cellular component: plasma membrane. The coding region runs from base 1 to 531 and encodes 176 amino acids.
AUGGGUUUUCCAAUGAUGGCUGAUGGACCAGAUGAAUGGCUUGACACUGGUGAUGUUGGAGCAUCACGAGGGUGUGGCCAUAUAUCUGACAGGUUCCUCGGCUUUAUGUUUUUCAUGAUACCAUUGUUGCUUCUUAGCUUAUCAUUCUCACUUCACGCAGUAGCAACUGAAUUUCAAGUUGGUGGGGAGGAUGGUUGGGUGGUGAAACCAUCAGAAGAAUAUAAUCAUUGGGCUCGAAGACAAAUGUUUCAUGUCAAUGACAUUCUAUAUUUUGAAUAUAAGAAAGGGAAUGAUUCAGUUUUGGUUGUGAAGGAGGAGGACUACUAUUCGUGUAACAUUACUAACCCCAUUCAUAAGAUAGACGACGGAAAUUCAACUUUCCGUUUACAUAAACCGAGUAUCUUUUUCUUCAUUAGUGGCAACGUUAGCAACUGCGAAAAUGGUCAAAAGCUAAUCAUUGCUGUCAUGUCCGCUUCUCCGGCGCCAUCUCCAUCCAAAGUUUCGGACUCAGCAAGGCUACUUCAAGGUUAA